AUGAAUAUUUACAAUUAUCUCUUUAAGUUCAUCAUAGUUGGAGAUACAAAUGUUGGUAAAAGUUGUUUACUGUUGUAAUUUACAGAUUCUAGAUUCAGAAAUGAACAUGAUGCCACAAUUGGUGUAGAAUUUGGAUCAAGAAAUCUAAAAAUUAAUGAUAAAUAAAUCAAAUUACAAAUAUGGGACACUGCUGGCCAAGAAUCUUUCAAAUCAAUUACGCGAUCAUAUUAUCGAGGAUCAAUCGGUGGAAUACUUGUAUUUGAUGUGACAAGUAGAUAAUCUUUUGAGGAUUUAUAAAAAUGGUAUUAAGAAAUUUAAGGAUAUGCUUGCGAUAAAAUAGAAAUGGUUAUAGUAGGAAAUAAGAUCGACUUAGAAGAGAGAAGGGAAGUUAAAACCGAAGAAGCAAGGCGAUAUGCAUAAAAAUAAGGAUUUGCUUACUUUGAAACUUCAGCUAAGACAGGUGAGAAUGUUGAUAAUGUCUUUGAAACUAUGGCGAAUUAAGUGUUAAAGAAGAUUGAUAGUGGAGAAAUAGAUCCUACUUAAGAAGUUUAUGGAAUUAAGAUUGGAUCGAUUGGUAUCAAAAAGAAGAAUGAUGUAGUAUAGCCAAGAGAAUAGCCAAAAGCUCAACUCGUUACAACAAGUUAGACUUAGUAAUAAGGAAAGAGCGAAGGCUGUUGUUGAAGAUUAUUUUUAGUAAAUUGUAUAUUCAAUUUCUUCAUUUCCUAAUUAA
This is a messenger RNA of Paramecium tetraurelia, 730 nucleotides long. RefSeq lists its product as uncharacterized. Lineage: Eukaryota; Ciliophora; Oligohymenophorea; Peniculida; Parameciidae. Gene Ontology annotation, molecular function: GTP binding; GTPase activity. Gene Ontology annotation, cellular component: Golgi apparatus. The record is from RefSeq and is a predicted model, not a curated record. The transcript has 6 exons.